AUGACAAUUUUAAUCUGUAAACUAAGCCUUAGGCAAAGCUUCUAUCCAUGCAAAGCAACUAAAAGGGUUUCACAGUCAGUCAAAUCACUCUAUAGAGGCGCCAUUUCGUCUAGGGGCAAGGUGCCGGUGGAUCUGAAGAAGCAGAUGUUUCUAGAAUUCAGGACAAAGUGUUUUUGGAACCCGGAACAUGAGACACUAGUAGCGCAAAAUUUCGAGAAAAAGGCGGGGAAUAUACUUAAGCAUGCGUUACGUAGAGCCCGUCAAAAAGUCCUGCAGCCUAAGUGGACCCGUGAUGAUAACAGGAAGAAACUGCUGCACUUCUGGGCAACUGAUCCGACGUUUUUAAAGCAAAGCGAAAAUGGGAAGAAGGCCAGGGCCUCAGAUAAGGGUGGAUUUCCACACACUAGUGGGGCCACCAGCCAUGAGGACGUUAGGAUGAAGCUGACGCUCGAGAGGGGUCAGGAAGUACCUCAAGAUGAAGUCUUCAAGAUUACUCACACGAGGAAGGCGAAGAACGCCGAUGGUACGGACCAAUGGAUUGAGCCUAGGGCUCAGCAAACCUAUACUGAGUUUCAACGACACAAGUUAGAAUAUUGUGCCAGUCAGCCAACCGGGACGUCGAUGACCAACGAGAUAAUUGCUCAGCAGUGGAUGGAGAAGAUAGCUCCCCCGACAAGGUAUGGGAUAGUUUAUGGGAUGCCUAAUCGAGCAUGUCGUCAAUUUCUGUCAUUCCUUCAAGGCGUAGGUACUACUUCUGAAGGGGCAGUGGAUCCUAAGGAGUAUCAAGAAAUGAAGCUGAAAGUUAAUCAACUAACAAGUACACUUAGUUCCACGGAGGCAAGGAUGUUGCAUAUGCAGGCCCAAAUUGACAGCUUACUCAACUCGGGGCCCUCUCAUAUUCCCCCGUAUCCCGGGGAUGCUCGUAGGUCACAACCCAGUAGACGACGUAGGUCACAAGACAAUGUAGUUCAUGCUCUUGUUGAUGAGGAUAGUGGGGAGGAAUCGGAUCAUGUCUCUAACACCUAAUGUUGACUCUUUUGAUUUGUAUACUUUUGGAUUGUAAUAUUGCUAUGUUUUCUUGGAUAUGUAUAUUUUUUUAUGAUAGUUUUAAUUC
Messenger RNA from Lycium barbarum (goji berry), 1114 nucleotides. RefSeq lists its product as uncharacterized. The coding region runs from base 1 to 1026 and encodes 341 amino acids. The record is from RefSeq and is a predicted model, not a curated record. NCBI's taxonomy places the organism in Eukaryota, Viridiplantae, Streptophyta, Magnoliopsida, Solanales, Solanaceae. The transcript is spliced from 5 exons.